Molecule: messenger RNA, 1719 nt
Organism: Argiope bruennichi
Lineage: Eukaryota; Metazoa; Arthropoda; Arachnida; Araneae; Araneidae
Product: protein odr-4 homolog
Exons: 11
Coding region: 168-1532 (454 amino acids)
Biological process (GO): intracellular protein localization
Cellular component (GO): endomembrane system
Source: RefSeq, a predicted model, not a curated record
GUGAGUUUCGUAUCAUAUCGUCUGGUCUGCACAUUGUUAAAUAGCAAACGUGUUGGGGCAAUUAGUUAUUUAAUUAAUCAAUUUUUUAACCAAAAUUGUUUUAUUAUUUAUUGACUUUUAUAUUUUGUUAUGUUUUGAAUUUUACAUAAUUUCCAUUAUCGAAAAAAAUGGGUAGACUUAUAACAUAUGAUUCUGUUGUGCAAGAAAAAUUGAAUUUGCUAUCAAAACAUAAGACGGUUCAAACUGGAUUAAUAAUUGGACAGUGUACGGAUCAGAAAGAUAUAGCUAUUCGGUUAUGCCCAACACCUCAAAAAGAUGAUAAUACUGAUGUCAAAAAUGAAGAAAUUUCAAAAGACUCCAAACAUAAGUCUAAUGUUCCUGAUCUUGAUGAGCAAUGGAUAUGUCAACAUGCUAAGCAGCUUGUGAGAGCUCUUCCUGGAGGGUUAAAUAUUUUAGGGUUUUACAUUGCUGCUCCUUCAGAUUAUAGCACAAAACAACAAGCUCAGUUAAGACAGAUUCUCUUUGCCAUAUUCAAAACAUUAAGUAAAUCUCAGAAAUCUAGUUUGUGUUUAAAAGAAAGAAUUUUGCUUACAAUAUGCACUAUUACUUCAAAAAUAGUUUGUAGAACUUUUGAUGUUGCCGAUUUUAAGAGUUCUGCUAUCCCUGCUGAUUGGAAAUUUCAAACAGGAAACUUCAAAUGGCAGCAAGUACGAUGUCAACUUGCUGUUGAUUUGAAGUUUCCAAUAAAGGAAGAAAAUGGAAGCUUGAGCUUACAAAAACAAAUUGAAAUAGGACUGCAUCCAUUUCUGAAGACUAUACAAGAAGCUCAUACUCUUGUUGAUGGAUUGCAACGAGAUUCAGAUGAACUAUUAGACACUUCUGUAGAAAGUAAACGGUCAAAGAAAAAGCAAACAAGUGAUAAGGAAGAAAGGCUUCCUUCACCAGCAUGGCACAAUGUUGAGUUAUUUAUUUCAUUGGAAAAUAAUAACAAUGUAAAUCCUGAAGUAUCUGAUUGUGUGUGCAUGAUGACUGUUAAAGGCGCAGUUCAGUGUCGAGCAUAUGUACACGGAAAAGCUACUGUUGGGGAUGCAGUUAAUGCCUUAAAACAAGACAUCAUAAGGAAUGUCAUGGCUAGGUGUGAAAUUCAUUGUGAAGAUUUAUUACUUAUUGAGGAAGAACAGAAAGAUCCUCUGGUGGUUCAUGAGUUGCCAAGAAGAGUGUUUGCUUGCUUACCACAAACUGAUAUUUGUGUUUGCGAUUAUCAGUUUCAUAGUGAUACAGCUAGUGAUUCCCUUGAUGCCUUUAAAGAAUUACUUGAUUUGGAGCUUGCAGAACAAGACAUUGAUACUUCGUGUGAAAUUUCGCCAACUACAAGUACUUUAAUAUUACCUGAUGUCAUGGAAGAUAGACUGUCUGAAUUUGGCGAUACACCAACACAUUCCACUAUGAAUAUGUAUAUUCCUAUUGCUGGUGUUGUAGCGACAGUGGCUGUAGGUCUUGCAUCGUACAUGAUGAGUUUCAAUGCUACAUAAAACAAAACCAGAUCUAAUCUAUUAAAUAUUUGCUUCUUUUAAUAUUGUAAAGUAUUGAACAUUUUGGUCAGAGAAUUUAUGAACUAAUGUAAUAAAAGAUAUAUUUGUCUCUAUUAUAUUUAUUUAUUUUUAUAAUGUUCCUGUGAAGCAUUUAAGUUUUUUAAAAUAAAGUUAAAUUUUGGCUCAA